AUGAUGAACCUAGCCCAACCGUCUCCAUACCUCAGCACUCUCCCUUCGCGAACGUUGGAACGGAAGUUCACAUUUCCGGACUCGGUACCGGAACUGCCAGAUAUUGUACUGGCUGAAUCAGCGGACGAAAAAUCGAGCAACUCCCUCCCCGUGGAAAGCGAAGACUCUCAAACAACGGUGCAAGAAAGUAGCAACACUGCCCAGGCCUCACCCUCAAUAGAUGGCGACGAUACGGCUAUCCCGUUCGCGGCGUCGGAUGGCUCGAGAAUGAGCCAUACUUGGGAUAGAAAUCGAUGGAAUAUGAAGGGGGAGAGGACAUUGAUUGGGAAAGGAAGGUUUGGAGAGGUACGACGCGGAAAUUACUUUGGAGAUGUAGCUGUAAAGUUCCUAAAUAUGGAGCAUGUGGAUGAAAUGAAACGACUAGAAGAAUUUAAAAAGGAAGUAGCCAAUUUUAAGAGCGUCCGUCACGACAAUAUCGUCAUGUUUAUGGGCUUUUGCUUUGACGAGCAUUCGUUAGGAAUCGUGACCGGAUUGUGCAAUAUGCAGAGGAUGAGCUAUCCACCAAGAAAAUUUGGAAUCCUCACCCCUUCCUACUGGCUACCGUAUCUGGCUCCUGAAUUAAUUCGCGAAAUUUCCGGAGAUUAUCGAGAAUUGUCAUUUUCUGAGCAAAGCGACGUAUUUGCAUUUGGAACAAUUUGGUUCGAGCUGGUGAAGGGGAAAAUCCCGUGGAAGGGCUACCACCCAGAUCUUAUCGUGUGGAGGGUGGGCAACGGAUGCAAGCCGCCACUCGAGCAGAUCGUCCCCACCAAUGACCUUGCGGAAAUUCUCUGUCGAUGCUGGAAGUUCAAUCCCUUCGAUAGGCCGUCAUUUCCGGAGAUUGUUGGGCAGUUACAGGCGAUUCCGAAGGUCACCUUUGAACGCAGUCCCUCCCACCCUGGGCUCCGCAGUUUUGAGAGUAUUAUU
This is a messenger RNA of Mesorhabditis spiculigera, 963 nucleotides long. The record is from the annotation of a GenBank genome assembly. Lineage: Eukaryota; Metazoa; Nematoda; Chromadorea; Rhabditida; Rhabditidae.